Messenger RNA from Wallemia ichthyophaga EXF-994, 366 nucleotides. Its product is annotated as Damage response protein 1. The transcript has 4 exons. Gene Ontology annotation, cellular component: endomembrane system; membrane. The record is from RefSeq and is a predicted model, not a curated record. Bases 1 to 366 code for a protein of 121 amino acids. NCBI's taxonomy places the organism in Eukaryota, Fungi, Basidiomycota, Wallemiomycetes, Wallemiales, Wallemiaceae.
AUGCUGGUUGAUGCACCUAGGAAGACGAGUACACUCUAUCGCAAGUACGGGCCUAGAGAGCUGUACGAGUACAACGGAACACACCCGCACAAGCCCAUCUUGAUAGCGAUUGGUGGGAUUGUAUUUGAUGUGUCGAAAGGGGCGAGUUUCUAUGGCCCAGAUGGUCCAUAUGGUAAUUUCGCAGGCAGAGACGCGUCUAGGGGGAUGGCCAUGCAUUCAUUCGAUGAUCAAGUACUCACGCCUAUCGAUCAGCCACCUGAUAAGCUUCAAGAUCUAACGGCGGAUCAAGUAAUCGCAAUGAAUGAGUGGAUAGAUCACUUCAAGCGUAAAUAUUAUAUCGUUGGCUGUUUCCCUGACUUGAAUUAA